AUGUCCGCCCCCACCGCCUCCGUCCCCGUCACCUGCUGCGGCCGCCCCGGCGGCUGCGUCUGCGCAAAAGAAGCCACCUGCUCCUGCGGCAAGCAGCCCGCUCUGCACUGCACCUGCGAAAAAGCAUCCACCGAAAACGCCGUCGGCGGCGCACGCUGCAGCUGCAACCAACGCGCCGCCGGUGCCUGCACUUGCUCGCGCUCCACUCAAGAAAACACAAAGCCGUCUUCUGGCGAGGCUUGCGCUUGUGGCAAGAGAUCAAAGGAUUCUUGCUCUUGCAACGGUACUGAGAGUGCUGCCGCUGCCGGUGGCGAGUACCCCGACGAAAUCGACUUUACUACCAAGGCUUAA
Aureobasidium namibiae CBS 147.97 is the source of this 351-nucleotide messenger RNA. RefSeq lists its product as uncharacterized. Bases 1 to 351 code for a protein of 116 amino acids. The transcript is spliced from 2 exons. NCBI's taxonomy places the organism in Eukaryota, Fungi, Ascomycota, Dothideomycetes, Dothideales, Saccotheciaceae. The record is from RefSeq and is a predicted model, not a curated record.